Molecule: messenger RNA, 463 nt
Organism: Sinocyclocheilus rhinocerous
Lineage: Eukaryota; Metazoa; Chordata; Actinopteri; Cypriniformes; Cyprinidae
Product: myelin-associated glycoprotein-like
Exons: 3
Source: RefSeq, a predicted model, not a curated record
UAUUUCAUUUGUUAAGUUGUGAAGUGAAUGUCUGACAGCUCCGCAUCAGAUCUCAGCAGUAUGAGUGGACUUAAAGUCCUGGUUGUCAUAAUCUGGAUGUUGAGAGGUGCUGCCAGCGACAAAUGGGAAAUUAAGAUGCCUAAGAAAAUAGAUGCGAUAAGUGGCUUCUGUGUUCAAAUUCCAUGUCAGUUUGAGAUCCCCGACUCAUUCAAACAGUCCCUAAACAAAAUUGUUGAGACAAUUUGGAGAAAAACAAGCAUAGAGGGGCCAAACGUGCUUAGUUCAGAAAAAACAGAGUCUCUUCUAAAAGGAAAUGUGAUUGGCAACAUCUUAGACAAAAAUUGCACCACUGUGUUUCACAACUUUCCUGAUGGAUUCAGUGACACAUUUUUCUUCAGACUUCAGGGUCCUGAACCUCUCUUGUACACAUUUCAGCAAGGAGUAAACAUCACAGUCCAUAAAG